AUGGCUUCCUCUUCCUCGACGACGCGCAACUGGCGCGACUCUCUCUACCUCGCCUUCUUCUUCAUCUCCUUCGCCUCCAUGUUCUUGGUCGAUCUCGUCCACUUCAUCCCUCACUCCCUCUGGGUUCCUCCCUCAAGCCCCCUCCACUUCCUCCAGCAGAUUCGCAACUUCUACACCAGCACCUACCACGACUUGUUCCUUCUCACCCCCUGGCCCCAACAACCCACUUUCUUCCGCCUCUUCACCAUCCUCGAGUUAGUUUACCAGCUACCAGCCGUUGCGUGGAUUCUCCGCCGCUAUUUCCGUGAUGGCCGCGAGGGUGCCGUAGCCGGUAAGACUGGUGGGACCACACCGGCGCUAGAACUCGCAUGCCUGGUGUAUGGUGUUCAGUGUGCGUUGACGACAUUGACUUGCAUUUAUGACUGCUUGGAGUGGGAGGGUGAGCUGUACACCUGGGAGGUCAAGAAGGAGCUUAUCUUCAAGCUGUAUAUGCCGUGGUUUUUGAUUCCUCUGGGUAUGUCGGUGGACAUGUAUCUGAGGAUUCUCAACAGAUUCAGGGGCCAGGGUGAGAAGACCCUCAAGUCUCAGUGA
This is a messenger RNA of Scedosporium apiospermum, 591 nucleotides long. RefSeq lists its product as uncharacterized. The record is from RefSeq and is a predicted model, not a curated record. Lineage: Eukaryota; Fungi; Ascomycota; Sordariomycetes; Microascales; Microascaceae. The coding region runs from base 1 to 591 and encodes 196 amino acids. The transcript has 3 exons. Gene Ontology annotation, cellular component: endoplasmic reticulum.